This is a messenger RNA of Spea bombifrons (plains spadefoot toad), 1642 nucleotides long. RefSeq names its product Wnt family member 7B (gene WNT7B). Gene Ontology annotation, molecular function: frizzled binding; cytokine activity. The transcript is spliced from 4 exons. Gene Ontology annotation, biological process: canonical Wnt signaling pathway; cell fate commitment; multicellular organism development. Gene Ontology annotation, cellular component: extracellular region. NCBI's taxonomy places the organism in Eukaryota, Metazoa, Chordata, Amphibia, Anura, Pelobatidae. The coding region runs from base 270 to 1319 and encodes 349 amino acids. The record is from RefSeq and is a predicted model, not a curated record.
UCAGACUCCGUCUCUCUCUCUCUCGCUCGCCUGCUUUGUUAUUUUGGGGAGGAGGGUGGGAAGCAGAAGAGAUAAUCCCCCAAUCCAGCCCUCACAUUAAAGCGCCCCUCUGCGUGGAUUUAGGGAGAGGAGAAUGCCUGAACGUUGUGUUUUUACAGGGAAAGCCACCGCUUUUGGGUAAAAGCAAAAAAAAUGCAUCGCUCUGAAAACGCUAUGAAAGCUGCAAUUAUUUCUUCCUGAGAUCUAUGGAUCGGUUCUUUGUGUAGACCAUGCACAGACACUUUAGGAGCUGGAUUUUCUAUGUUUUUCUCUGUUUUGGGAUCAUCUACAUGAAAUUAGGAGCUUUGUCAUCCGUGGUGGCGUUGGGAGCAAAUAUAAUCUGCAACAAAAUUCCAGGCCUGGCACCACGGCAAAGAGCCAUUUGCGAGAGCCGCCCUGACGCCAUUAUAGUUAUUGGCGAAGGGGCACAGAUGGGAAUCAAUGAGUGCCAGUACCAGUUUCGCUACGGGAGGUGGAACUGCUCUGCUCUAGGAGAGAGGACGGUCUUUGGCCAAGAGCUUCGAGUAGGUAGCAAGGAAGCGGCGUUUACGUACGCCAUUACCGCAGCCGGCGUAGCUCACGCCAUAACGUCGGCCUGCAGCCAGGGCAACCUGAGCAACUGCGGGUGCGACCGCGAAAAACAGGGCAACUACAACCAAGACGAGGGCUGGAAAUGGGGCGGCUGCUCGGCCGACAUCAAAUACGGGAUAGAGUUCUCCAAGAAGUUCGUGGACGCCAGAGAAAUCAAGAAGAAUGCGCGGAGGCUGAUGAACUUGCACAACAACGAGGCCGGAAGAAAGGUCCUUGAAGAGCGGAUGAAGUUGGAGUGUAAGUGCCACGGAGUCUCGGGUUCCUGUACCACGAAGACCUGCUGGAACACGUUACCCAAAUUCCGGGACAUCGGCUACAUUCUAAAGGAGAAGUACAAUAACGCCGUCUACGUGGAGGUGGUCAGAGCCAACCGGCUGCGGCAGCCGACCUUCCUCACGGUCAAGAAGGUCAAGAGCUACCUAAAGCCCAUGGAGACGGACUUGGUGUACAUCGAGCGCUCCCCCAACUACUGCGAGGAAGACAGCGCCACGGGGAGCGUGGGGACCCAGGGGCGGCUUUGCAACCGGACCUCCCCGCACGCGGACGGCUGUGACCUCAUGUGCUGCGGCCGCGGUUACAACACUCACCAGUACACCAAGGUGUGGCAGUGCAACUGCAAAUUCCACUGGUGCUGCUUCGUCAAAUGCAACACAUGUAGCGAAAGAACAGAAGUAUUUACCUGCAAGUGAAACGCGCCGGCGCCGACUAACAAGAACACUUACCUGGGACCACUAUGGCGUCAUUUUGCACACGUUUAAUGGUUUUCUUUCAAGGAGGAAAUGAAUGCUACCUUUCCCCCCCACUCCCCCGAGCUUCGGACAAGGGGGGCCGCUCGCUCAAGGACCUCGUCGCGUCGAUAUCUCCGAGCUCUUCUUCCGCAAAGGGAGAAAAAAAAAAAGCUGUCUCCCUUUCAUUUCUCAUAAAGCUAUGUGGACUUUGUAGAUAUAUUAAAUUAUACCUAUUAUUACCGAACGUGUUAGAACGGAGAAAAUAAUAAUAAUUAAAAAAAAAA